AAACAAGCCAGUUGCCAUUGUAUUGCAAGGCCAAACUGGCGCCUGUCUGCGCAUGCGCACUACUGAGCCUCUGAGGGAAGAGAAAGAAUUGUUCGGUUGUGGAUUACAGGCGAUAACAACAUCGUAAGAAAGAUGUCAGGAUUCCUGGAUGGUAUCAGAUGUGGGGACUGUGAAUGCAACAUCGACUGGGCAGAGAAAAGAAACACCAUUGCCUCAAUAGCAGCUGGAGUAUUGUUCUUCACAGGAUGGUGGAUCAUAAUCGACGCAGCAAUAAUGUACCCCAAAGAGGAGGACUUUCACCACGCGUACCAUACCUGUGGAGUCAUCGCCACUAUAGCGUUCCUCAUGAUCAACGCAGUGUCAAACGGCCAGGUGAGAGGUGACAGCUACAGCGAAGGCUGCAUGGGACAGACAGGUGCGAGAGUGUGGCUCUUCAUCGGCUUCAUGCUGGCCUUUGGCUCUCUCAUUGCUUCCAUGUGGAUUCUGUUUGGAGGUUUUGUUGUGCCUGCGAAGGCAGCAGUGUAUCCUGGGAUUGCAGUUUUCUUCCAGAACGCAUUCAUCUUCUUUGGGGGUCUGGUGUUCAAGUUUGGACGCACAGAGGACCUGUGGCAGUGAAAAGCCUCUCUUCCUGACCAUCAUACACCCUGAAUCUGUCUGUACUAUUUUUCUUUUCUCUAUCAUUUUUUCCCUUUCCCAUUCACAAGCACGCCCCCUUUUUUGCUGUGCGACUGCCAGAUGUGUGUCGAGAUAAACAGUGACGAGUUGCUGUCGUACAAACCAAGCGUGACGCAUCUAGCCUCAGAAUUCAAAAGUACUUCAGCUAGACGUUUUUUUGAAAUGUCGGGCGAAAAAAGAAAAAAAAAGAAGACAGGGAACACUGACGUAGCGAACAUGUUUGUUUAAUGACGCUCUGCACUCCUGUUCACGUUGCACUGUUCUUUUUACCUCACAUUUAGCUUUAGUUGUUCCCUCAGAUUCGUUUUAGUUCUUGUUCACGCUUGGUGCGUGUGGCGGCCUGGGAAAACCCUUCAAAUUGGUCAGAUUGAGACAUUUUGUACUCUAUACAGGUCUCAAAACUACAAACUUUGCUGAAUAUGUGGCAUAUAUAGAAGUAAAGAUCUAGCAUUUUAAAGUCGCAUUUAAAGAUUUAAUCUUAAUUCCAAUGAAAGAUGCCCCGCCUACCUCUACAUUGCUAAGAUCAUUUAUAAGCUACUGAUGAAAAAAAAAAAUCUGUAAAAAUGAGAAAUUAUUCUUUUUUUUUUUAAUAAUAAUUUGUCAUCUCUUCAUUGGACGGAUCUCUGUUCUCACUUACAUGGGUACAUCAGAAAUAAUCGCUGAUUCAUCCACUCGCUUCUGUCCUGUCUACCAAAUGUCUUUUUAUUAGGUCCUUCUAUUCAAACCCUGAAUUUUUUUCCAGAAUUCAGCCAUAGCCACGUCUCCAGGUUUUCCCAGACCACCACACGUGUUUACUCCAGUCUGUGGGAGUCGCCUUCACUGUUUCACUGGGAUAUUUAACAAGUAGUUUACCUGCGAGUGGGAACAUUAUGUUGUUUCCUCACUUGCUUUUGGAAGUCUGUGGGGAAAACACGUGUGAAAACAUUAAUUUUUUUGCUUCUUGUAUCUGUUAAUGGGAAUUAAGCGCAAAUCUUCACUUAACCAGCUUCAUCAGCAAAUUUGAUGCAUUUGAUAACAUUUUCACUUGAGUUCUGUGGGUCUCAGAUGUUUGUUUUUUUUGUUCCAAAGUCAUAAGCAUCUCAUUAAAUUUCACGUUUUCUUAUUGUAAGAAUGCAAGUGUACGCUCUUGUAACGGAUAAACAGCUUUGCGAAUCCCUUUUUUUCUAUUCUGUAUCAUGUAUUCAUUUUUGUACAUGUUUAGCUUUACGUUUGCACUCUAUUUAUGUAACACGGCUGCUGUACAGCAAAGACGUCAUAAAUGCAAGCACAAAAAAAAAAAAAAAAAGCAGCCUGUCCAGCACCAAUCAGUCUGAAAGGUUUAUUAAAUUAAAACACUAGAGGAAUGUAAACUCUCAUUUCGUCUGACAGUUUUUUUUUUUUUUUUCAUUUGUUUUUUUGCAACCGUAUUUGUCGAAAAAAAAAUAAAAUGACAGAAACUCUCCGCA
Molecule: messenger RNA, 2120 nt
Organism: Pangasianodon hypophthalmus (striped catfish)
Lineage: Eukaryota; Metazoa; Chordata; Actinopteri; Siluriformes; Pangasiidae
Gene: tmem50a
Product: transmembrane protein 50A
Exons: 7
Coding region: 133-615 (160 amino acids)
Biological process (GO): late endosome to vacuole transport via multivesicular body sorting pathway; protein targeting to vacuole
Source: RefSeq, a predicted model, not a curated record